Rotaria socialis is the source of this 1242-nucleotide messenger RNA. The record is from the annotation of a GenBank genome assembly. Lineage: Eukaryota; Metazoa; Rotifera; Eurotatoria; Philodinida; Philodinidae.
AUGGUUGGCAAAGUAGAACUCAUUCCGAUUGUAGAAGGCAAUCAGAUUACAGUACAAGAAAAUGAAAAAGUUAUUGUUGGACGUGGUUCAUCGUUAGGCUGUAACGAGAAAAAAAUUUCUCGUCAUCAUGCAGAAUUACUACUCAAAGAUGAUAAUACUCUUUGGAUAACACCAACCCAUGCAAAUCCUGUAUUUUAUCGUCCAUCAAAUGGUAAAACAAUUCAAUUACAAAAAGAUGUUGAACGAGAAUUAAAAGAUGGUGAUCAAAUUGGUUUACUUCCAUCCAGUUUUUUCUUUCGUGUAAGCUUUUCUACUGAUGAAAACAAUAAUAAUGACAAAAAUGAUUCCGAUACGGAUUCAUUGCAUGCAUGGAAACAAGAGAAAAAUUCACCUCCACCACGUGCUGCAUCACCAGAUCAAUGGUCGCCGACACAUGGCUAUCGUCGUUCAUUUAGUAAUCAAGAUACAUCAGUGUUUGAUUUCGAUGAUGAUGCUAAUGAUGUACCAACUAAAACAUUGACUAAACGUACAUCAUUCGAAAAGAAAACAACGGCAGAUGUUGAACCAAAAUCACGUAUUUUAAUGCCAAGUCCUUCAGUUUCCAUAACUCGAAUUAUUGUUCCUUCACCACCUGCCAAUGAUCAAAAUGAUCAGGAUGAAAUUAAACCAUCUAAUACUACAAAUGAUAAACCACGUAAAUUACCUAAAUGGAUGGUAGCUCCAACUCCAUCACCUGUAGUGAAAUCUGCAACUACUACACCCAAGUCUUCCUAUGCACGAAGUUCAUCAUCUAAUGAUCCAACUAGUGCAAAACGGCAUUUGAGUUUUGAGGGUGAUACCAAUAGUGAUUUCAAUGAAUCAUCAAAUGUCUCAGGUGUUCGAUCACCGGUAGCACUUAUUGAUGUUAAAUCUCCAGGAAGAGUUCUAAGUAAAGUAGCUUCAACCAAAAGUCUUGAUAGUGAUAGUGCAGAUGGUUUUGAUUCUAUUCCAAUAAAAAUAACAUCACCAACAAAAAAAGUUAAAUCUGGCGGUAAACGUCGUCCAGCUUGUCAAUUUGGUACAUCUUGUUAUCGAAAAAAUCCUAAUCAUCGUUCUGAACUAUCACAUCCAGGCGAUAGUGAUUAUGAAGAUUCGAAAGAUACAGAUAAUUGCUAUGACAACAAUGUGGAUAAACCAUUAUGUCCAUUUGGUAGAACAUGUUAUCGACAGAAUCCUCAGCAUAGACGUGAUUUCAAGCAUUAA